Messenger RNA from Mytilus trossulus (common blue mussel), 1341 nucleotides. RefSeq lists its product as uncharacterized. NCBI's taxonomy places the organism in Eukaryota, Metazoa, Mollusca, Bivalvia, Mytilida, Mytilidae. The coding region runs from base 1 to 1341 and encodes 446 amino acids. The transcript has a single exon. The record is from RefSeq and is a predicted model, not a curated record.
AUGGAAACUAGAACCAGAAAUAUGAAACUAUUCCAUAGGCUAGUUAGAAAUACACGUAAAAAAGGCGGAGAAAUUAUAAUGGACUUGAAUGUAAAUGGACACUGCUAUACGGGAGAUGAAAACAUACUAGCAGGUUUCAAGGAACAUUUUAGCACACUAGCAACAUACGAUGAAAACAUCAACAUUGACAACGACUAUCAUCAAAAUGUGGAACAUGAAAUUCAUAUAAUAAAUCAAUUGGUUAAAGGCAAGAACAUUCCUGAUGCAUCAAUGGAAGAAAUUUCAAACGCAAUCAAAAAUAUCAACAAGGGUAAAUCUGCUGACUACUAUGGCAUCACAAUUGAACAUAUAGUUAAUGCGGGAGAAAUCAUGGUCAUCUUGCUCCAAAGCAUCAUAAAUGAAAUUUUCCAACAAGGAUAUGUGCCAGAUCUCCUAAAAAUCGGACUUCUCACACCAAUUUUCAAAAACAAAGGGAGUAAGAAUGAUGCAGGAAAUUACAGAGGAAUAACAGUGCUGCCUGUAGUGAGCAAAAUAAUAGACACAGUGCUUAAAAAUAGAACACAACCAUCAGUAAAAGCCGUGCAACAUAAAUACCAACGUGGAUUCACAAGUGGUUCAGGACCAAUGAACUCAGCACUACCAGUGGAAGAAGUGUAUCGUGAAGUUCAUGACGGUGAAACAGAAGCACAAAUAAUACUACUGGAUGCAAAAUCAGCGUUUGACAAAGUGAUACAUACCCAUAUGAUGAGAAGAGUGUACCAAGCAGGUAUCGAAGACAAACAUUGGUCACUAAUAAGUAGUCUGCACCAAAACGCUGCCAGUACCAUCAAAUGGGGAGGAAAUAUCUCUGAGUGCUUCCCAGUCUCAUUGGGUGUUCGUCAAGGUGGAAUACUCAGCACGGACCUUUACAAGCUCUACGUAAAUCCACUACUAGACAGAUUGGAAAACUCAAAUCUUGGUAUAAGGAUUGGUAAUAUAACAUGCAAUGCCAGCGCCUGUGCUGGUGAUAUAGCUUUAAUGAGUACAAAAGAAGACGACACACAAGUGCUGAUAAAUAUGGCGCACGAUUUUGCGUACAUGGAAGGCUAUGAGCUACAGCCCCAAAAAAGUGUGGCGUUAAACCUCUUGUCAAAAACUCAUAAAAAGAACAAUACCAACGAGUGCAUAUUCAACAUUGGAAAUAACGUUAUGCCAAAUGUCAAGCAGGCACUACAUCUUGGAAUAAUUCGAACAACAUCAAUGAAGGAAAACGUUACUUUAAAUGUGGAUGAAAAAUCAAGAAAGCUAGAAGAAGUGCAUACGGCUUAUUUGGUGGGGGUUUCCAUGGACAUAAUGGACUAG